Amoebophrya sp. A120 is the source of this 3089-nucleotide messenger RNA. The record is from the annotation of a GenBank genome assembly. NCBI's taxonomy places the organism in Eukaryota, Dinophyceae, Syndiniales, Amoebophryaceae.
GUUUUUCUUGAAAGGAAGGCAUUAGCUUUUACUGAAGCCAUUGUUAGGAAGCGCUCACGUUCUUGCAGUUGCGCACGAGGAAGAUGUUAUCCUUCUGGCCCUCCUUCGUUGGUGGCAGUGCGGAGGAGGAGGAAGACCCUACCAAUGGCGCAGACACAAACUACCCCAUCGGCCCGCAGCACUCCGUCACGUCCAAUGCGAGUUUUGGUCGACAAAAGUCUGUUUUUAACCCGAAACAAGCGGUCAACACGAUCGCGCGAGGGACGUAUUUCAUUAGAAACAAGUUUCUGGCGAAGACAGCCAGUAUGAAGAACGAAACUGCAACGGAACGCGAUACGACCCGGAAUAUGAUCACCAGCAUCUUCUUCAGACCCUGCUGAAUUGGUACAUGUUGCAUAACACGGAAAAUGUCCUAAUGUGGUUUAGCGACAUUUUCUCGUAGUCGUAGUGUGCGUGGAGGUGCAUACUGAUACUGAACCGCAAUGAAGUUGUCCACCAAUAAUAAUUCUCGAGGAAGAGGGUGAUUUUGCACGGGAUACGCGAAAUACCAGAAGGGUAUUGCAUGGAAGACUACGAUUGCGAGUUCAUCCUCACAACCUUGCCAGAAGUCUCUCGACUGUAUCACGCUGAGUAUCUACCGCUGGGAUGCGACUGCAGUAUAUCUAACUUCUACUUUUUUAUUUGCUGCAGAUAUGGUGCCGAUCGACACACGUAUUGCAUGCAAAAAUUCCAUAUUGUAAAAGUGGUUUCCGCCGCCCCUCCACCCGCUGCAAUAUUAAUUCUGACUCACUUACUUGCACAGGCCUCCUGAAAGUCUACCCGGAUGCGGUUCCCCGGGGAAUGGACGUGUACUCGCUUUUGUCCACCAUGUACAACAGUAAGUUUUCGUCUUUCCUGCCCCAAUUCGGCUGCGACUUCCUUGACGGCGACGACUGCUCCUACGCCAUCAUUCUGGAGCCGGCGUAUCAAAUGCAAAAGUGUCUGGGUCUGGAAGACUGCGAGACUUGUCAUGGUUGUCUGGCAUGACCAAAAAGUUUGUGAUGCGUGUCCAAGAAGAGGCCCUCCUGCCUGUCAUGCAAAAACGCAGUUUGUCAUGCGAAAAACGCAACGCAAAGAAGCGCAGACAUUUCUCAUGCUUGCCUGUGCAUUACAGGGCAUCCACUAUUCCCAACGCAGCAUUACAAGUUUCCAGACCCAGACAUUUUUACAUUUUAUACGGCCUACCCGCAGUUUAUCUCCGUGCCGAAUUUCAUCAAGGAUUUUGCAAAACUGAAGCACAACCACGAACUGAAAAACCGGCUGCUGGCGCGGAUCUUCGGCAAGUUGUUUUCCUUCUUGAUCCUCACCCACGAAGAGAAUUGCAUGGGGUGGUUUGACUACGUGAACACAAUGUACUUGGAAGCGGGGUACGAAAACUUGAAGUUUUUUCACCUGGGAUUCACCCAGUAUCGAAUCGAAAUUUGAAGCGACGGUGCACGACUUGCUAGAAUCCACAUGAAGUAGAAAUGCUGACGAUGCCUGAGUCGUCGAGGAAGACCCAACUGUAUAGCAGCUUCCUUACGUAGGUGCAGCUUUUGCCUUGCGCUGAUUACUUGCGCUUUGCAUUUUUCUGCACGUGUGUGCCGGCUGCAAUUUCUUUUUCAAUGCAUACAUCCGAUUCCAACAAGACGAGAAUGCAGAAGAUCGCGGCCGACUUCAUGCAGUGUGCGGAUUUGCUAGACAAGAUCCUUCUUUUGGACGAAAACCCCGAGAAAAUCCCCGCCGGCCACCCCUUCGCGAAGAAGAAAAAGCUCUUCGGAAGGAGCAACAGUCCGAAAAUCGGUCAUGGCGGUGCAGCAGCAGCAGGCGGAGCAAAUUUUCAUGCCGGUAUGAAUUCAGCGGCGUCGCCAGGAGGCAAAGGAAACAAACCAGCUAAUCGCGGCGGCGUGAUGAAGCGGGACCAGACGCGGCAAUUUGACUUUGCCGGCUUGGAGGAUGAGACUCAACAUGGCGCAGGAGAUUUGAAUUUUGGAAACGAUCCGAAUAACGCGGAUCAAAUCCAGAAUGAUUUUGGCUUUCAGCAACAGGAGCAGAACAACCUGAGCUCCAUGAUCAUCUCGCAGGAGGAAGCGGAUGACGGAAACUACGGGGAGAACUUUUACAAAAAUCAGCCGCUAGAACAUCAACUACCCUCAGAUGAUGGCGUCGGGAACUACCCAUACGGAAUGGGUUACGGUGCUGGGGCCAGUUUCGCUGGACAACUUCAAGGGUUUGGAGAACAGGACCAAACGACGUACGCGUACGGCGCAUCAAGUGGUUAUAACUACGCGAGCACUUCUGGAGCAAACAAUGACUACGGGCAUCAACCAGCAGAAGAUAAUUCCAACAGCAACUACUUUUACAACAACCAGUACAACAGCAGCAACUUUUUCCAGACCGAAGGGCAGCACAAUGAGGAGCCGGGUUCGGAGCAGGCGUCUUUGAACGACGUGAACGUAACGGCUGGCUGUAUCGAGGUGGAAGAGGAGGAAGCAGAAUUGGACUACCCGCACGACAACCUGUUGCAGCACAAAUCCUUGAUGGACUUCCGGAAGACGUUGCAUUUCAUGACGAAGAUUGAAGAAGCGGUGAACCACCCGUUUCUGAUCGAGUACGAAGCGAAGAACCGUAUCGAUUUGCUGCACAAGCUGUUCAAACGGAACGGGAAGGACAACCUCCAUCUGUCGCAAAAUCUCUGUGACUCGUCCGUGAUUAUGGGCGCAUUGCAACGGUUGGAGAAAGCGGAGGAGGCGAAAAACAGUACUAGCGGCCCUGCAGGUGCUUCUGGGGGGAGAAAAAGUACGGGUCUAGCUGCACUAGCCGGGGGGAGAAGCAGCACUGCCAGUAGUAUCAACGCCGCUGCAGGAGCGCUGCAAUCACAAUCGGUUUUGUCGGUCUAUUCUAAAACGAAGUCGGCACUCGGAGCCGGCGUGGGUCGGCAGUCAACUGUUGGAAAAGUGAAGAGUAUGAAAAGUUCGAACCUGAAGCAAAUUGAGGAAGAACCCGGAGCGAUGACGCGGCGGCAAACGCGCACCACCAGUCGCAGUCCGGGAGGUGGAGGGAGGAUGUAA